UGUGUUUUAUAAUAUUUUACAUGGAUCAUCUUUGCACUAGACGCCAACCAAUAUAUCGGCCAGCCGACAUUAUCGGCCAAUGUUGGCCUUCUGCAGACAUAUUGGUGUCAUAUCACAUGUUAUCUCACAUGUGCCGAUAUGGAAACUGUGUUUUUUUUCCCCGAUAAAACCCAUUUGCAGGCUGCCCUGUCAGUGUCAAAUGAUGAAGGUGGAGAAAAAGUUAGUUUUGAGCCCUGUACUUUAACUCUCAUGCAUCCUGCUUUAAACAUAUGCCUGAAUUUCCUGUAGAAUAAAAUUGCACAUUGCUUUUCUUUGUUUUAAUAUUGCCAUUGUAUCUCGGCCAUCGGCAACCCUGCUCUCUAAACAUCGACUUCGGCCAUUGAAAAUCCUAUAUCAGUUGACUACUAGUAUAUAACAAUAAACAAUUCUUGUGGUAAUAUAUUGCUGUCACUGCAGAGUGCGCUUUGAUUUACAAUACUGUGACAAGCAGCACAGAGGAAGAGAGGAGAAGCAGCUCUCAGCAAUAUUUAAUAUGUUAAGUAUAUUUAACUAAAAUUAGUUAUUUGUUACCUUUGCAGUCGUAUCAGUGCACAAUACAGAUAGAAAAGCUCUAUUUUAAUUCCAGCUCAAAAAAUCCCUAUAUCAGCCAUAUUGGAAAUCAAUCAAUUUUUCCCUUUUAAAAUCGGCAUUGGUCUCAAAUAUCCCAUUGGUCGGGCUUUACUUUGGUUGGACAAAAAAAAGAUAUAUACAGAUUUCACCAUGGGCUCUCAGAAGUAGUGACAAGCAUUUUUCAGUAUAUUUAAACAUUUAAUAGAGGAGUGAUUGAUUAAAUAAUCACAUAUUAAUGGAUUAUGAAAAAAAUAAUUAGUUGCAGCUCUGUUUGCUGUUUUGAUGUUUUAAGUAUAUAAUUCCAUGAUGACGUUGUUUUAAAAGGUCUUGCAGGUGUAGUGCUUGUUUGUGGACGUGCUGAAAACUGACUAGCCAUUACAGUGUAUCCUCAUAUUGUGUUUGUUCUAAAAUGGCUUUCGUUUUCAUUUCAUUGCCUUUAUAAAACUUACAACUAUUGACAGUAGGUCUGGAAACGAAGUGAAUUGAACAGCAGGUGCUGUUUAGAUUGAAUAACUGUGACUGAGACUUGAGUUGGCCUAGAGAGAAAUCCACUGUUCCCCUCCCCAACCUCCUGUUCCUGACCCUCUCUGAUACACAUCUCUCACCAUGAAUGAAGUUAAUAUAGUCAGAGAGGGCUGGCUCCACAAAAGAGGUGAAUACAUCAAAACAUGGAGGCCAAGGUAUUUCAUCUUGAAGAGUGAUGGUUCCUUUAUUGGUUACAAGGAGAAACCCGAUCUGAAUGACCAGACGUCACCACCACUCAACAACUUCUCAGUGGCAGAAUGCCAGUUAAUGAAGACCGAAAGACCCCGGCCCAACACAUUUGUCAUCCGUUGCCUACAGUGGACCACUGUCAUUGAACGCACCUUUCACGUGGACAGCAAUGAGGAGAGAGAGGAGUGGAUGCGGGCAAUCCAGUCCGUGGCAAAUAGUCUGAAGAUGCGGGAACAGGAGGAGGAGGAACCGAUGGAUAUGUUCGGCUCACCCAGUGAAAGCAGCCUGGAGGAGAUGGAGGUGGCCAUGUCCAAGAGCUGCUCCAAAGUGACAAUGAGUGACUUUGAGUACCUGAAGCUGCUUGGGAAGGGGACGUUUGGGAAGGUGAUUCUGGUCAAAGAGAAGUCCACUGGAGUGCAUUAUGCCAUGAAAAUACUGCGCAAAGAGGUCAUCAUAGCCAAGGAUGAGGUGGCCCACACAGUUACAGAGAGCAGAGUGUUACAAAACACGCGGCACCCCUUCCUCACGACACUGAAAUAUGCCUUCCAAACCCACGAUCGACUCUGUUUUGUAAUGGAAUAUGCCAAUGGAGGCGAGCUCUUCUUCCACCUGUCACGGGAACGAGUGUUCACGGAGGACCGGGCACGCUUCUACGGCGCCGAGAUCGUAUCAGCACUUGAGUACCUCCAUUCACGUGACGUUGUUUACCGCGACCUGAAGCUGGAGAAUCUGAUGCUGGACAAAGACGGUCACAUCAAAAUCACUGAUUUUGGUCUUUGUAAGGAGGGCAUUACCCCUGACGCUACCAUGAAAACCUUCUGUGGAACUCCUGAAUAUCUGGCCCCUGAGGUACUAGAAGAUAAUGACUAUGGCCGUGCAGUGGACUGGUGGGGUCUGGGUGUAGUCAUGUAUGAGAUGAUGUGUGGCCGCCUGCCUUUCUACAACCAAGACCAUGAGCGUUUGUUUGAGCUCAUUCUCAUGGAGGAGAUCCGCUUCCCUAGGAACCUGUCGCCCGAGGCCAAGUCCCUGCUGGCCGGCCUGCUCAAGAAGGACCCCAAACAGAGGUUAGGUGGAGGUCCUGAGGAUGCCAAAGAAGUGAUGACUCACAAAUUUUUCAUCACCAUCAACUGGCAGGAUGUGGUGCAGAGGAAGCUCACCCCACUCUUCAGACCGCAAGUGACAUCAGAGACAGACACCCGGUACUUUGAUGAGGAGUUCACAGCGCAGACCAUCACACUCACUCCUCCAGACAAGUAUAACAGUCUGGACUGCGAGGACCCUGGCCAGCAAGCACAUUUUCCCCAGUUCUCGUAUUCUGCUAGCAUAAGAGAGUGAUAGCACCUCUGCCACACACACACAGACAAACACACAAGGCAUGAACACCUUGGCUACAUCCCUUACAGCUACAAAAUGGCCAGAACCUCCAUCUUUAAUGAGGUUUUGGUCCCAUCAGGAUCUAAGUGCCUCAGCCGGCAGCCAUAUUGUUCUAUAGAAACCCCUCCAUACACACUAUGGGCAACGCCUGGCCACACUGGCUGUACUGUAUUAAACUGGAGUUCAGUACCUCAAAUAGUCAUCAGCACAAGAAAACAACAAAAUCAGGACUCCGUCUGUAGCGCCUUUGGGUGGCCUAUAAACAAUUACUGCUGCUCUUUCUGACUGUAAACACAGAUCAUUUUAACUCCUUUUUAUGGUCUCAUGAGAAGCCAUACAGUUCCUUCACCAUGUUUCCAAGUGCUCUUCAGAACUAGCUGUUACCACUGGUGAUAGAAAUGGUGUGUGUGUGUGGAUUUUUUAUUUUUUUUUUGUAAAUGGGGGCAUCCGAUCCAAACUAAACGUAUCAGUUUAGUCAGAGUGUGUGAGGCUUUGUGUGCGUCUUGCCCGAUACACAUCAGGAACAACAUGAAUUGAUGAUAACACAUGAUAAUCCAAGUGUGUCUGUGGAGAGACGCUCUGAGCGAGUGAAUCACGAGGCGUCGGAGAGAGAGGCUGUCCUUUUAAAACUGUAUGCAAUUAGAAGCAAUGCAAUUGUAUAUUCGUUUGCUCUCAUCUCAGAAUGUGAUCUCUGUUAACAGAUCUGUCAAGUGCAACACAGCAGUUAAUGGGAAUUUGGGAAUACCUUCAUGCACAAGGUGUAUAUGUUAUUUUUGUUUUUAAGUUUUUUUUUUUUAUUUUAACACAUUUCUGAUCUUUCUUGAUCAGCAAAAUACACACCAGCCAUGUGAUUUAAGAGGCUUAAUAAGCACAGUGAUUUAAAGCAGACCUGAUUUUUCUCAAAUGGACAUGUUCAUAAUGUAGCUGAAAGCUUCCUGGAUUGAUGUCGAUGCUCAUUAUUUUUGUAACCCUUCACUGAAAUGUUAGUAGUAAACAAGUGUGCUCAGAUAGUUUUCUGAUUUACAUCUCCAUCUGGCCAGUUUAAUUUCAGUACAUUUCUUGUAUGUCUUAAGGCAAUUUCCCCCUUUUCCCCUUAUGAAAUCAAUGUAAGACUGUACGCUGGUGAGCUAGACAGCUUUUUCAGGUCAAGCCACGGGAGGAUAUUCACGGUUAACAAUAUUCACAAUAAAUAUAUCUGAAUGUUUUUUAGUGCAAUUCUAUCGUAUAUCCUCCCAUCCCUACUUGGAAGCUAUUCAGUCAACUAGAUGCAAUUGAAUCCCAUAGACCCCUUUAAUUGAGAACGGAAUGUAGAUAGUAAGGUAUCAAAAACGUUUGGGUAUUUGUAGUGAAACUCAGGCGUUGGUUUGACUAGGGAUGGGAAUCAAGGAUUCUUAUCCAUUUGUUUUAUUGUCGCAGUUAUUGUGACAGUUCUAUAUUGCAAAACAAUGAAGUCGAUCUUGUGCACCUAUCCUGCUAUAUACUCGCAACAAGGAGUCAUGGUGGAUAGAAAGCUGUGUGUAAAAUGAUCCUUCCAUCUGCAGUGAUCAUCUUUUUACACAUGAAACAUGGCCUUAAAUUCCAGGAAUGCCAUGUGUUUGUAUAAAUGUAUUAAUGUCUUUAGUCUUUGCCUAAGAAAGCCUAAAUGAAAACAAAUGCUGUACAAAUAUUCUCUCGCUGCAUCCACUUUAGAUUAUGACAGACAGACACAGGUCUGUUUAGGUCUGCACAGAAAAUUGAUCAGGAAUCAAUAAGGGAAUCACUGAAGAAUCGGACUGAUAAGAUGACUCGAUUGCAGCAUUGAUAUCAGUUCCCAGCCCCAGUAUUGGCACUGCUGUUGAUAACCAGCCCGAGCCCCAAACUAAAUUCCCUGCACUUCCAGAGAACAUGUUUAUAUUUGGAGUGACGUCCUUUCUUAGCAUUCAGAGCUAGACUAGAUAAGAUGUACCUUUAUUGAUCCCCUGUAGGAGAAAUUCAAGUCAGACACAGCAAUUCUGAAGCUUUGUUAUAGUUUAUCUCUGUAGCCUUUCCUCUGAUGUAACUCGCCUUUACCUACUGGAGACUUUACACGUUUGAAGUUGUGGCUGACAGUUAUCCUCCUGGCCAUUCUUCCAUCUUUUUGUAAAUCUUACAGCGUUCUACUUCAUCCAAACUGCUCCUUUUUUUCAGACUGCAAUGUGCCACUAGAUUGAACCGGACGAUUAAAGUUUGAGCUGGAGAGCUAAAAAAAAAUCAUCCAGGGAGCUGCGUACAUCAUGAAUAUAGUCCAAUUGUUUGUGUUUGAGUGCGAUGGUGACUCGCAAGGAUGUCUCUUUCGAAAUUCUUCCCAUCUGUUAUCAAUCGCUGCACAACUAAAAAUGGUAACCAGGAGUGGCGUACCAUUAAGAUUUGCAAUACUGGGUGUUAAACUGUACAUGAAAAUGCAUCCUUUAACUUGGUGCUACACUGUUUAGUCACUGGUAAUAAAUAAAGAGCUGGUGCAGACAAACCUGCUCAACUUCCCGUCGCUCACAGAGCCUUCUACCACAUAUGCUGUUUUGACAUAAUUUCCGUUAUUUUCGUUUUUGUCUUGUUUUUUCAUCUUGACUUACCGUUUUUCCUCACCCUUCCUGUACUCUGAACCUCCUUCACAAAUUAAGGAAAUUCAUAAUGGUUGAACGAAAUGUAUGUUUUCAGUUACAUUAUUCUAUUCAAGCAAUUCAUUUCUAUGUCUAUGAAUGUAAUUCUGAAAGACAAUGAUCCAAUACACGUUUUUAACGGUC
Messenger RNA from Dicentrarchus labrax (European seabass), 5456 nucleotides. RefSeq names its product RAC-beta serine/threonine-protein kinase. The record is from RefSeq and is a predicted model, not a curated record. Lineage: Eukaryota; Metazoa; Chordata; Actinopteri; Moronidae. Gene Ontology annotation, biological process: protein phosphorylation. The transcript has 14 exons. The coding region runs from base 1216 to 2658 and encodes 480 amino acids. Gene Ontology annotation, molecular function: protein serine/threonine kinase activity; ATP binding.